Vitis riparia (riverbank grape) is the source of this 1700-nucleotide messenger RNA. Its product is annotated as cytochrome P450 89A2-like. The transcript has 2 exons. Gene Ontology annotation, molecular function: heme binding; oxidoreductase activity, acting on paired donors, with incorporation or reduction of molecular oxygen, NAD(P)H as one donor, and incorporation of one atom of oxygen; iron ion binding. Gene Ontology annotation, cellular component: membrane. The coding region runs from base 1 to 1530 and encodes 509 amino acids. The record is from RefSeq and is a predicted model, not a curated record. Lineage: Eukaryota; Viridiplantae; Streptophyta; Magnoliopsida; Vitales; Vitaceae.
AUGGAGAAGUGGUUCUUCAUCAUCGUCUCCCUCUGUGUUGCGGCUCUUCUCAAGGCUCUUUAUGAUCUUGUCUUCCCAAAAAACAGGCUCCCUCCGGGACCCAUUACAGUUCCAUUCAUUGGAAACUUUCUAUGGCUUCGGAAAUCAUACUCAGAACUCGAAUCCGUUCUUCCAGAUCUACACGCUAAGUAUGGCCCCAUCAUCACCCUCCGAAUGGGCUCUCGCCCGACCAUCUUCAUCUCCACCAAAUCUCUUGUCCACCAAGCCCUAGUCCAGAACGGCGCGGUCUUCGCCGACCGCCCUCCCGCACCGCUCACCCACAGAGUUAUCAGUUGCAACCAGCAGAACAUCAGCGCCGGAGUCUAUGGCCCGAACUGGCGCCUCUUGCGCCGCAACCUUACCUACGAAAUCCUCAGUCCCUUGCGCCUCAAAUCGUAUUCUCGCGCACGCAAGUGGGUCUUGGACAUUCUCCUCUCUCGCCUUCAAAACCAUUCCGGACCCAUCCCUGUGUUUGAUCACUUCGGAUACGCCAUGUUUUGCUUACUGGUUCUUAUGUGCUUCGGGGACAAGCUUGGAGAGAAGCAGAUUCAAGAGAUUGAAGUGGUUGAGCGGAAAGUUUUGUUCAGCUAUGCUCGCUUCAAUUCGCUUAAUUUCUGGGGUAGAUUGGGGAAAAUUUUGUUCAAAAAGCGUUGGGAGGAGUUGCUACAGCUUCGCAAGGAUCAGGAGGCCGUACUGAUUCCCCUCAUCAGAGCCAGACAACAGCUAAAGCAAGAAAUGCAAGGAAAACAAGGGCAAUCAGAGGACUAUGUCUUGUCGUAUGCUGACACUUUGCUAGACCUGCAACUGCCGGAAGAGAACCGGAAGCUUACCUAUGGAGAGAUAGUUAGUUUGUGCUCGGAGUUUCUCAACGCUGCAACUCAUUCGACAAGCACUACAGUGCAGUGGAUUAUGGCGAAUCUGGUGAAAUACCCGCAUAUUCAAGCCAAGGUGUAUGAAGACAUUAGUGGGGUUGUGAAGGAUGGAGCGGAAAUGGUAAGGGAGGAAGAUUUGCAGAAGAUGCCAUACUUAAAGGCCGUGAUUUUGGAAGGUCUGAGGCGUCAUCCUCCAGGACACUUUGUGCUGCCUCAUUCAGUGACCCAAGAUACAGUCUUGGACGGUUACCUCAUACCCAAAAAUGCUACUGUGAAUUUCAGGGUUAUGGAGAUCAGUCUAGACCCAAAAAUAUGGGAAGAUCCAAAAGAGUUCAGGCCCGAGAGGUUCUUGAGCAGUAAUGGUGGGGGAGAGAGAGAAGAAGCAUUUGAUAUAACUGGGACUAGGGAGAUUAAGAUGAUGCCAUUUGGUGCAGGACGAAGGGUUUGCCCUGGGUAUAAUUUAGGGUUGCUGCAUUUGGAGUAUUAUGUGGCCAAUUUGGUAUGGAAAUUUGAAUGGAAGGCUGUGGAAGGAGAUGAUAUUGAUCUAUCAGAGAAGGAAGAGUUUGCAAUAAUGAUGAAGAGCCCAUUGCAGGCUCUCAUAUCUCCAAGGUUAAAAUAAGGAUUGUGAAGAAUCUGCACAUGAGAUCGAUGGGCACAAGGAGCAAGGUAACUGCAACAUAAGGGAUUUUAUGCAAUAGGAUGGUUAUCCUAGAAUUAUUCCUAAUUAUGUAUUUGUUGAUUUGAAUGCUUCUAUAAGUGAACGUGAAUUUUUGUAUUUCUAUGUUCUAA